Callithrix jacchus (white-tufted-ear marmoset) is the source of this 4824-nucleotide messenger RNA. The record is from RefSeq and is a predicted model, not a curated record. Lineage: Eukaryota; Metazoa; Chordata; Mammalia; Primates; Cebidae.
GGAGUGCCAUUGGCUGCCUCCGAAAGCAGGACACAGAGGAGAGAGCAGAGGUGUGGCUGAGACCAAGCAAACAGAGAAAAGAACUGAGGGCAGGCUCACCGGGGCAUCUGGUCCUCAGUUAACAAGAUGGCAAAAUGGCAGGGUGGCGUCAGAGGGAAUGUCUGGGCCCAAGCAUUUUCCUGGCAUCUCCCUUCACAUUUUCCUGAAAAUUCUUCGUGUCUCUCUUCCAUGAUGAUCUCCAGUCUCUGGUAUCUUAUGUUUUCUUUUUUCUGGUUCUACCAUGUCAUCUUUGUAGAUUCCAUCCUCUGGUAAAUUCUUCAGAGUAUGUUGCAGUUCUUCCUUAAUGAUUUGCUUAAUAUAGAAUUCUAAGCUCAGAGUCAUUUUUCCUUCAGAUUUUAAAAGACCUUCCUUCAUUGUCUGUGCUAAUUCUUGAUUCUUAAAUAGACUUAUCCCCGCCCCUCAAACUCUUAGCCCAUCCCUGACCCCAAGAUUUCGGAAUGUUAGUUGUCUUUGUUCUAGAAAUCUGACUAUGUGCCAUAGUCAGCAUCUGUUUUGUUGGUUUGUUUUUAAAUUUUCAUUGUACUGUGCUCUCCUUUGGGCCAUUUCAAUUUGGCAACUCAUGACCCUCAAGUCUAGAAACUUUUCUUGAUCUUACAGAUGAUUUCUUCUUCUACUUGCCCCUCCUUCCUAUCCCCACUUUUUUCUCUUGUUGAAACUUCUAUUAUUUGGAUGUUGGAGUUCCUGGUCUAGUCUUCUAUCUUUUUCUUUUCCUUUCUUUUCUUUUUGCUUGAUUAUGUUAGAGAUUUUAUCACCGUUAUCAUCCAACCCUUCUAUUGAGUUUUACAGGUUGGUAUCAUGUUUUUACCUUAAGAGAGCACAUUUUUAUGGUCUCUGAAUAUACCUUUUUCGUAGAAUCUUAUUCAUGUUUCAUGGUUACAACCGUAAGAGUUAAAGAAAGAGGAAAGAAACAUGACAUCUGGCUGGCAGUUAAAGACAGGUUUACUAUAGAUCAAACCUGAGAGGUGCUCCUGGCCCAUUUUGGUCAGGAACACUUUCUCGUACAGACUAGGAGUAUAUGUUAGUUUUAGGGUGAGGGGGCUUAUCCAAACCUUGGAACAUUUAUGUGUGUGGAGAAGUUUUUGGCAGGGUUGGAAUCUCUCUGGGAGGAGGGGAGGAUAUCUUGGGGUAGAUGUCUUUCCGACCAGAGUGGGGGUUUAUCUUGGGGCUAGCAUGUCUCUGGCUGGGGAGGAGUUUGGAAUGUUUCUGGGUGGAGAUGUUAUUUGUGGUUUAUGGUCAUACUGGCCUUAGCCAUUAGGCAUGCCUUUGGAUUUAGGUGGUUUUUUAUGAAGGUGAACUUUAGAAUGAGGGGCUUGUCCAAGAUGGCAAUUCUCCUGCUCUGUCAACAUCUUCUUAUACUUUUGAGGGUAAUGAGUUUUUGAGAUUUUCAUUUUUCUAAUCAACAUGUUUCCUCCAAGUUGCUUUUUUCUUUUUUUUUUUGAGACAGAGUCUCACUCUGUGCCCAGGCUAGAGUGCAGUGGUGUGAUCUCGGCUCACUACAGCCUCCACCUCCCAGAUUCAAGCAAUCCUCCUGCCUCAGCCUCCCGAGUAGCUGGGACUACUAGUGUGUGCCACCACACCCUAAUAGUUUUUUGUAUUUUUAGUAGAGAUGGGGUUUCACCAUCUUGACCAGGCUGGUCUUGAACUCCUGACUUUGUGAUUCACCUGCUUUGGCCUCCCAGAGUGCUGGGAUUACAGGCGUGAGCCAUGGUGCCCAGCCCCAAGUUGCUUUUUUCAAUUUGUUCUAGUCUCUAUCUUUAAUGUAAGAGGCAUUUUGGUUUUUAAAUUCUUGUUGUGGCUGCUGACGAUUAAAGGGUUGGGAUUAAAAGCUCAUGAGAAGCCUUAAGCACACAGAUUGAGGCUUGUGGGCUGUAAACCUCACUGUUGUUUGACCUGGGUAGCAUGUCAGAUUCUUGAGAGAAGGCUAUAGCAAUUUUUCCCUGGGGUGAAGGUAUGGCUGCCAGCAAGCCAAGCUGGGGAAGUAGGCUGUGGGAUCCUUCAGCAGUGGUCAGUAAGCAAUCACUUAUUCCCCUGUUUCUUGUUCUCAAAGAACAAGAAGACUGGUGUCUCCCAGUCCAGAGAUGCUCUGUUUCAUCAUUUCCUGAGAAUAAACCUCUAGACAUCCCGUAGGGCAGGAGGGGCUGUCUUCCAUAUCCUAGUGACUGGCAACUGGAGGAAUGACCUAAGACUGUAUUUCUCAAACUUUACUGUGCAUACAAAUCGCCCGGGGAUCUUGUUAAAAUGUAGGCUCUGAUUCAGUAGCUCUGGGGUGGAGUCCGAGAUUCUGCACAUCGAAUGAUUUUUCUGGUGGUGAUGCCAGGGUAGGAUCACACUUCAGGUAGCAAAAGGAUCUAGGAAUCUAACUGCUUAUCUAACAGCUUUUCACCUGUCCCUCCUUAUUUUAGCUGUAUUCUUUACACUUGUGCUCACGUGCAUGCACACACACACACACACACACGCACACAUACACAUGCUGAGUCAGUUACUACUGGCUCACUGCUUUCUGGCUUCCAAAAUAUUGUUGCUGCCAUCUUCUCAUCCCUCUAUCUUUAAGAGUUUAUGUCUUUGAAAAAAUUCAUUGGUUUUAAGGAGUUUCAGGAAGAAGCAAAAUUAGAUGAUGUGUGUUCUGCCAUAUUAACCCUAACUCUAACCAUCUGCUAAAACAUGAUCCUAACGUUUGCUUGUAACCAAGUAAAUGAAGCCUGUUUCCUGAUAAAUAACUGCUACUUUCGGCCUCUAGGUCUUUGCAAAAACAGCGUUACCUACUUCUCCCUUCCUCCUUUGUCUGCCUGCCAGAUUCUUACACAGUUUUUAGGAUCCAACUCAAUGGCUGGCUUCUGUGAAGCCUGCUUUGGUCCCCAGGAUGUUAAAGCUUCUGUGCUCUUCUGACUCUGUAACCAGCUGCGUAUACAGUAUCUCUUCCAAAAGACUGUGAGCUCCUCAGGCAUAGGGCUUGUGUCUUUGUGGCUCAGUGCCCAGCACAUAUCAGGAGCCUGUAAUGUUUAACAAUGGAAUUUCUGCCUGCAUGCUUACUUUUCUCUUUUUUCUUCACUUUUUCUGCUGUCUUCGUCUCUUCUUUGUUUUGGCUGUUGUUAGAUUUGUUAUCUAUUCUAUUAUCAAAUAGAAAUCCAUUUUCCAUAAUUUUAAUUUUAAAAGUAAAUAGAAUAAACAAUAGUUUUCAUUUUCCAAAAACUAUUGAAUCAGUGAAACAGAUUUAAAUAUUAUAUAUGCAUUCAUCUGAUUCACCCCCCAACUCUAAGGACUGUUAAAAGACAAAAAUUUUAUUAGCCCUAGAUAAAGACAUAAUUCUUACCACCUAAUGGAAUUAUCUGUUGAAGGAGUCUGAAUCCAAAAUAUUUAAAUAAGUUAAACAUAAAAUUGUUUAGUUUCAAUAAUAAAAAUGAAAAUGUUUACAAAGUCUUCAUAGCUCCUUUCAGGUUUCUUACCUAUAAAACUCCUUUUUCAGAGCAGAGAUACUGUUGUCAAAAUUUAACCCUAGGCAGGCUGCUGACAUUGUCUUCUCCGCACCACUGUUUCUGGGGUCUCCAGAGCCUUCUCUCUCCCGUGCAAAAUGGCAACUCUUAAGGAAAAACUCAUUGCACCAGUUGCAGAAGAAGAGGCAGCAGUCCCAAACAAUAAGAUCACUGUAGUGGGUGUCGGACAAGUUGGGAUGGCGUGUGCUAUCAGCAUUCUGGGAAAGUCUCUGGCUGAUGAGCUUGCUCUUGUGGAUGUUUUGGAAGAUAAACUUAAAGGAGAAAUGAUGGAUCUGCAGCAUGGGAGCUUAUUUCUUCAGACGCCCAAAAUUGUGGCAGAUAAAGAUUAUUCCGUGACCGCCAAUUCUAAGAUUGUAGUGGUAACUGCAGGAGUCCGUCAGCAAGAGGGGGAGAGUCGUCUCAAUCUGGUGCAGAGAAAUGUUAAUGUCUUCAAAUUCAUUAUUCCUCAGAUCGUCAAGUACAGUCCUGAUUGCAUCAUAAUUGUGGUUUCCAACCCAGUGGACAUUCUUACAUAUGUUACCUGGAAACUAAGUGGAUUACCCAAACACCGUGUGAUUGGAAGUGGAUGUAAUCUGGAUUCUGCGAGAUUUCGCUACCUUAUGGCUGAAAAACUUGGCAUUCAUCCCAGCAGCUGUCAUGGAUGGAUUUUGGGGGAACAUGGCGACUCAAGUGUGGCUGUGUGGAGUGGUGUGAAUGUGGCAGGUGUUUCUCUUCAGGAAUUGAAUCCAGAAAUGGGAACUGACAAUGAUAGUGAAAAUUGGAAGGAAGUGCAUAAGAUGGUGGUUGAAAGUGCCUAUGAAGUCAUCAAGCUAAAAGGAUAUACCAACUGGGCUAUUGGAUUAAGUGUGGCUGAUCUUAUUGAAUCCAUGUUGAAAAAUCUAUCCAGGAUUCAUCCCGUGUCAACAAUGGUAAAGGGGAUGUAUGGCAUCGAGAAUGAAGUCUUCCUGAGCCUUCCGUGUAUCCUCAAUGCCCGGGGAUUAACCAGCGUUAUCAACCAGAAGCUCAAGGAUGAUGAGGUUGCUCAGCUCAAGAAAAGUGCAGAUACCCUGUGGGACAUCCAGAAGGACCUAAAAGACCUGUGACUGCUGAGCCCUAGGCUGUAGAAGUUUAAAAACUACAAUGUGAUUAACUCUGAGCCUUUAGUUUUCAUCCAUGUACAUGAAUCUUAGUUUGCUCUGACCUUUAAUAUGUGAAUUUGAGCUCAUAGAAUCAAAGCCUAUGUUUGGUUUAAUGCUUGCAAUGAGUUCUAGAACAAAUAAAAUUAACUAUUGCA